CGGGUUGCUUGUCUAUGAACCGUAUCUUAGAUUGCUGUUUCUUCAUCUUAUGAGAAAACUCCCAUAACUGAACUACAACUUAGUUUUUGCCAUCUCAGUCGCAACUUCUGAAAUGCAAAGGAACAGGGUUUCUUCUUAUUAUUUUGAACAUGGAGUACUACAAAGUUGAUUUAAAAUUAGAACGGGAAACAACAUGAAAGAAGAAGCCUCUUACACCCGAAGCGAGAAGUUGGGAGGAAGAAAGGUUUAGAAGCAAACCGUUAAGUCACUCAUCUGCUCUCAUCUUUUUUAAAAGACUGGUAAUAACCGAGUCCACCCUCCCACUUCCAUCCUGUCGGGCGGCGGUGUGAUUUGACGAUCAGGGCUACUAGGGCAGCUCCACCCGUGCCACAUGCCAAACUUCUCAUUUAUUUUUGGGUGGAAGAGAAAAACGGGAAGCAAAACCAAAACACUUCCAGUGUCCGUUCUGCAGCUGUCACCUGCCCUCCCGUUGGUCGAAAACCUCCCCCAAGUACAAGGCUAAGCACGCGUGCCAUUCCCCAAGCCAGCGGCCCCGGAUCUGUGCAAUCCAGUCUUCUCUCCCGCUUGUACAACGGCCUGCAGAGAGAUGCCCAACGAGAACAAUUUAUUGCGGAAAAUAAUGUUCCGGGCCUCGUGGGGAGCAUGUGGGCGUGGGAAGAGGAAAGCAGCCGGGCUGCGGGGCGAGCUCCGGCGGAGGAAGCUGCUGGGCUGCGCCUGCAAUCGAGCCGCGCUUCCCCUUUCUCUCUUUGGGAUGGAGAUUUCAUCCCAUCAGUCUCAUCUCCUGGAGCAACUCAAUGAGCAGCGCAAGCAAGACCUGUUCUGUGACUGCAAUAUCCUGGUUGAGGGGCAGGUUUUCAAAGCACAUCGAAAUGUGCUGUUUGCCAGUAGUGGCUAUUUCAAAAUGCUCCUUUCCCAGAGCUCAAAGGACACUAGUCAGCCAACAACUGCUUCUUUCGAAGUUUUCUCUCCUGAGACAUUUGUGGUUAUUCUGGACUUUGUGUAUUCAGGCAAACUGUCUCUCACUGGUCAAAAUGUGAUUGAAGUCAUGUCAGCAGCGAGCUAUCUGCAGAUGACAGAUAUUCUUAAUGUGUGUAAAACGUUCAUUAAAUCCUCACUGGACAUUAAUGAAAAGGAGAAGGAUCAUUAUUUCACCCUCUCAGCCAAAAGCCUUAAUAGCGGAUCUGACCGUCCGUCGUUUUAUCGGUCGCGAAGGAAAGCCAAAAGCAACCCCCGACGUUCUCACAUCAUCCCAGAUGAAAAGGCAGGAAUGGAUAAUGAAAAUUCCUGGAGUAAUUACAACAGUUGCCCUUCUCCACAAAUGAAUAUCCAACAGCCAGAAGGACCAAUAACCAAAAGAAUUCAAAAGCUCGGCUCAAUGAAAAGGCGCAGAAAGCAUCUACGGCUGAACCAGGGAUUUGUGCAGUACAAAUCAAACAAACCUGAGCAGAGCAGUGGAAGUUAUGGGGCAUUGGAGUCUAACCACAUUUCUCAACACAGAGAGGAAAUUUACCUCAACACAGAAAAUGAGGAGGCUGGUCCUGACUAUCAGUGUGAGCGAGAAUCGGAGGUGAUACCCAAGAGGUGGUCUGUGGCUCAGGUAGAACAAGAACUUUCAAGAACUUCCCCUGAGUUAAUGGAUUUAAAAGCAGAUGAAUUGUAUACCUCUAUGCCUACAAUUUUAGGUGUAAUGGGUGGUUGGAAUGAAGAUCUACCUAGGAUGAGAUUCAUGUGCCCCUUCUGCACACACACAGUGAAACGGAGAGCAGACCUGAAGCGUCAUCUUCGAUGUCACACAGGGGAGCGACCUUAUCCAUGUGAGGCAUGCGGGAAAAGGUUCACCAGACUAGAGCACCUCCGUAGCCAUUUCCAAACAAUACAUCGAGCUGGCAAACUGAUCUGCAGAAAGUGUAAGCAGCAUGUCACUGACCUAACAGGACGUGUGGUUCAACAAGGAACACGGCGCUACAGGCUAUGUAAUGAGUGUCUAGCUGAAGCUGGCAUGGACAAUAUCCCUAAUGAUGAUACAGAUUCAGAACAUCCCCUCCUAAUCUCCAUAAGAAACAAAAAUUCCAGGUGGCCAUUAGAGGAAGAACACAGAUCAGAUGUAGAGAUAUUGAAGGAUGAAUCUGAUAAAUUGGUUAACCAGCAAGUUAACAAUGAUAGUGCAGAUGAGGCAGAAGAAAAAGUGAAAUCAAAUAUUAGAUAGCUGUAUUUAUAGACGUAUUAGUGCUGAACGCAACACUGACUUGCUAUAUCUUGCCAAUUAACUUUAGACCAUGGUCAACUUAGUUUAUAAUUACUAGAUCUCUAACACUACUUAAAUCUAUGGGAGCAAGAAAGGCCUACAAUCUAACUGACAUAUUGUAGUAUAAGUAUUGUCCAGAAGUGACUGGUUAUCUGGAGAGCUAUUAAAAGGAUUUAUUUUAUAUUUAAUCAAGGCCAGUUCAAAGUUCCUGCUUUCAAGUGUGUAAGACCCAUUUUCCCUUCCCUAUUUCAAAGUCCCUUUUUGUGUUUAGAAAAAGGGGUUUUGGAUUUUUUUUUAAGUUUCAGUAUUAUAAAGGUGUUUAUUCAUCUAGUUUUAAUGUUUACCUGUUUACAAGGAAAGUAAAAUAAUGUAUAGCUUCAAAGCAAAAACCUGUUAUUGAGUAAUUUGCUCUGAAAAACAGUAAGUUACUAAAGCUAGCAGCUAAGAAAUUUUCUUUAGAUGCUAUAUUUAACCUAUACAUUCACUUAUGAAACACUUACAUUUUUUUACUUGUAAUAAAUUUUUUAAAACUGGAAUUCUUCUAAUCUGUUCAGACGGCUUUCCCCUCCCUCUGUGAAAACAUAAUACUUUAAAAAUAAUUACAAAAAAAACACAACCUAAGGAAUAAAUAUACCCCUAUAAAGUAUAGUAUGGAUGGUGUAAGCCUGCACCUUCAAAUGCAGUUUAGAAUAUUAGGAUUUUUCAGCUGAGACUCACUUGACAUGGCUGUUAUGAAAUAAGAGUACUGGCACUGAAGUUCACUAAAAAUGCAAUCUGUAUGAAGAUUCUCUCUGCACACAUUUAAUAUAUUCAGGAUUCCUCCACAUAAGAUAGUCAGGAACAGCGUUAGAAUGCAGAUGAAGAUUUAAAUCCUGUGGGAAAUACUCAAAUGGCUCUAAGACUUAGGAACAUAAGUUCUACUGAUUUGUGACCAAACCUUAUAGAAGUUUCUCCUCCUGUCUAUAGGCCUCAGUAUGCAAGGUGUUCAGAGGCUGCUGAGCACUCAAACAUGGUUUUAUUUUUAGUUUAGAACAGAGAGAGAAGGCUUAAUAAUAUACACAGUUUGAAAUAAGAUAUGUUAACUAACGUCACUUUUUAGAAAUGUAAAUAUUUCCUCACACUUCAAGAAUCUUGCGCAUUGCACCAGGUGCAUAGCAGUGCGGUAUUGAGCCCUUCACACAGCUCAAGCAAACUUUCUUGUUUGUGGAUCUUUUUAAUCGUUACAAACCAUGCUUCAUGGCUCUCCCCCCCCCCCAACUAUAUGGAAGCCUUUCUGUUCCAGAGACACUGAUAAGUCUUAGUAACUGUGGCAAUCUUUCAAAGAGAAAGCCAGGCACUGAAGACUAGCAGUGGAAUAUGGGAUGAACUAAAGCAGGAUAACGCAAAAGUUUAUUGAGGACUUCUUGCAAAGAUAUACUUUUCAAUGGAGGGCCACUGCUAGUGGGAAUAGCUCUCAUAAGAUGUAAGCUCUCAGUGUAGUUGUAAGCUGGAAAGCAAAUUACACAUAAAGGCAAAAAUGGCCACUCAGUGGGUGCAUCUGUAUGUGCACUUUACUGCAGAGUUGACUAAUUGGCUCUGAAGUUAAGUGUCACAGUCUACAUAUGCAUCAAUAUUAGAACGCACUAAGCUAAUUACCGUUCGUCAGGGAUGGUACUGUCUUACAGUGGAGUACUUUACUGCAUUGAAACGUGUAGACACUGACUGGGCAUGUUAAUUGUGCCCAGUCAGCCCAGCCAGCCAGGGCCCUGUGCCACGCUGGUUCAAACUGCUGUUGUCCUGUGUAGAUGCUGUGCCUAGGAGCAGCCGACUCCAACACGAAUGGCUGUGGAGUUUAUCAUGUCACAUUAAUUGCAUGUUUAGAUGUACCCAGUGAGGACAGGAUUCAUUGUUUUGCUUUUCAAUUCUUUUUCCAUGUAAUAAAAAAUGAUAUAAUAAAAGAAUCAUGCUAAGCCCCACAGUUUGCUCUGGGGGCUCCAUGUUACAGGCCCCUGGCACAUAGGAUAUGUAGUAGGUGUUCUUGGAAGGACGUUUGCAGACAUCCGCUAUAAACAUACACCUAUGUAUCUGCCCUGUCAGUAAAUACUUAGAACAGGAGGUAUUUACCAGGGUGCUGCAUUGCUCACAGCAGCAUAUUCAUUUAUUUAAUCAUUUAAUGCUCAUGUCUCCCAUGCUCCAAUAAUUUCCAGGAGCCUUUCAAAAAAACCCAAACAUUUGAAAUGCCUGCAAGUCUUUGCACGAAGGCACCAGUGAUGACGGUUUGCCCCAGGAGCCGAUGCGGCCUUUAAAAACGAAGAUCCUUCCUAUGUUUGCAAGCAAUCUAAUUUGAACAAGACGGAGAUCCCAGUUCCUCGUUAGCAGGAGAGAGGCCAGGUAGUACCUAUUUUCACAUUUUCAAGCAAGGUGGGAACAGAACAAUUGCCAGGGCCGCGAGCUUUGGGUUCACAUUUACCGAUUUGAGGUCACAUUUACCUUUCCAGAGGAUGGUCCUGUGCGUCUGACUGCCCCUCCAUCUGCACCUAGGGGAAAAAAACCAAAACAAAACAUGUUACCUUGUAGAUUUUUCUUGCGGGAUUUCAUAAAUAAUGGUAAUGUGCUGACUUCCACCCCGCCGCCCCCACUCCCGAAGAGCUGCCCUGGGGUUGAAGGACCAACACCAACGACACGGGGCCAGAAGAAAUACCUCAGACGUCGCUCGCUGCUCUUCCUCCUCAUCUCGCCGACAACCCUGCUGGUCCUGCAGCAAGCUCUCCGGCAAAGGCUUCCUGAUAGAGACCCCCAACUUCAUCUCCGGUCGUUGUGGCAUGGCCUGGACCUUCCCCGCUGGCUCCUCAGGCUGCCCCACUCUUCCUCGCUGGCCCUUUUUACACAGCACCCCAUGGCUCCCCACUCCUUGCACGCUUCAAAGUGGAGGCCCCUCUAGCUCCUUAAGCUAAAACAAAACCUACACCCCUGCAACAUGGAAGAUAUCGAAUUCAGCCCUUUGAGAUGGAAACUUAAAUCCCCCCCCCCCCAAGUAUUUAAGUUGUUCUAAUAAAAGAUAGAAACCCAAAAACCUUGUCAGCCUACGUCCUGAGACCAACACGGCUACAACCUACAUCCCUUAAUCAGUUUAAACACACCUCAGGGGUCAUCUCCCCCACCCCGCCCGUGUUUGCCCCCCUCAGGCUGUCCUGCUCUCCUGACAGGAACAAAACUCGAGGCACCAUUGGUCUGAACAGUCACCUGACUCCGUCAGCCAAUGGGAUGUUAGCUGAGGGAACCGCUUUCCCGCCAAUGGCCUGAGUGACAGCCACACGGCCCAAUAGAACCCCUCUCAGCCCCUCUGGCUCCAGUGGGCGGGGCCUGCCUGGGCUCCUUUCAUCUCCUCAGAGCCUCCUACCCGUUGCAAGGGUAGCACUACACUCCUGUGGGAAGAGCACAACUCCCAACCGUGUUGGCCACAUACGCUCCUUCCCACACCAAACCCAGCCAAUCUGUCGCACGCCAUCUUUGUCCCCCCAGUUUAAGUAACCUCUCCCAUCUCUGAGGCGGAAGGCAACACAGAGGAUGCGUUGCUUGAGGGACGAAUGCACUGGGCGGUAAGCCCAUUUGCAACCCCUUCCCACUGACCACCCGUAAGGCAGCACUUUGAACUCGAUCCCUAAAACACAGCCUGUCGCUAGAGCGGCGCCAAGAUUCGACUAGACCGGCUGGACCUUCACAAUAGAGUUGGACAGAAGUAACUGGUUUCAGCAAAAAUCAAACAGAGGGUACCAUAAAAAGGGGAAGAUGUUAAAAUAAGCUACUUAAAUGAACCCGCUCUUUCUUCACUCCGUUGCUUUCUGAAAAAUAAAAAUGAAGGACGAUCGAGCGCGACUACUCAGUGUAGGAUAGACUUGCUUCUUCAGACACUUGGGCUGGAUUUCAGGCAUGCAAUGCUAAGACAGGUUGGAAACCCCCAAACCGUACUCACUCCUUUCUGGGACUAUUCGGCAGGUCAUUCCUUCUCCUUAAAGUGCCUUCUUUUUACAAACUAUGAUCUUAAAUUACCAUUUUGAGGGAUAUUCAUUGCCCUGCGUGGAGCAGUAAUGAGAACAGCGAGAGCCCCUCACAAUACAUCUGUACACUGCUUUGAAAAGAAACAUUAAUUCUCAUUUAUACCAAAGACGAAUAGAACAAUAAUAACGGGCAAGUGCUCAAUCCUGUGCAAAAUUAGGUACAAAUGCAACUUUACUCAUCCUAAACAUCCACUCUCCAAAAACUAGUCACACAUUCACAAACAAUUCCUUAGAAAUGCAGAUUUUCAGUUGCAAUUUUGUUUUUCCUUAAAAGAGACUUGUUUGUUCACCUCCCUCGGUUUUUGCCUAUCCCACCCAACACCAAACCUGAAAACAAAGGAUUUGUCUUCUCAUUACUGGGGGCAGGGAGAAGCAAAAAUAACCAACUGAAAAAUCCUAAGUGGAGACAAAGCACUUACAAUGUUUGGUGCAAACCAACAAGGAGACAUCAUCAUAUGAAUAGUUUAGUGCACAGUGGAACUAGAGUGCCGUGUCUCCAUUUUUCUUAUGAUUUCAAAUAAGGGAUAGCCAGUGAAUAUUAGUUUGGAGGGGCUGGGUAGGGGACACACUUCUUUUUUUUUUUUUAUUCCAGGAGUGAGUGGAUAGUGGAAAUGCCAGUGGAGGAAAGUUCAAGUAUUUAAGGAAAGGCAAGGGAACUUUCCUCAGCAAUUGCACACCAGGGUCUAAGAAGAGUGUGCUGUGUAAUCCAGCGAAAAAAAAGUACUAUGUAAACAUCAUGUGUAGCCUCCUAUGCUGCUUGGGAGGUUGAUAUUAUGCUUUCUAAAGGAGAAUACUAAAGCAGCCAAUUUAUAUAGACUUGUAUACAUUAAAAUAGAACAGAAUUUUCCUUUUUAUUGCAAGAGACCAUUGUCCUGAAACUGCAGAUGAUUUUGGUAGAUGCCUUUCUACACCAGCAGUGAAAUCCAGCCUUCACUUUUUUGGAAGAAUGAAAGGAAUAAUUAAUACUCCAGUCACAUGGAUACUGCUUUAUUAGGUCAGAAUAUCAGUUAACACUAUAUGGAGAUUUAGCACCACCUGGUGGCAUCUUUUCUAAUAUCAUUUAGAUAUUUUUGAAGGUGUUUGCUGCUUUAAAAUCGUCACAAUGCGCUUAUCAUUUUCCUAAAAAGACCUCAGGUGGCAGAGAUCUU
Molecule: messenger RNA, 7451 nt
Organism: Alligator sinensis (Chinese alligator)
Lineage: Eukaryota; Metazoa; Chordata; Crocodylia; Alligatoridae
Product: zinc finger and BTB domain-containing protein 8A-like
Exons: 4
Coding region: 608-2227 (539 amino acids)
Biological process (GO): regulation of transcription by RNA polymerase II
Molecular function (GO): DNA-binding transcription factor activity, RNA polymerase II-specific; RNA polymerase II cis-regulatory region sequence-specific DNA binding; protein binding
Source: RefSeq, a predicted model, not a curated record